This is a messenger RNA of Peronospora matthiolae, 270 nucleotides long. NCBI's taxonomy places the organism in Eukaryota, Oomycota, Peronosporomycetes, Peronosporales, Peronosporaceae. The record is from the annotation of a GenBank genome assembly.
AUGCACGAUCGUCCGAACGAUCGUGCCGCGUUUGCGUUCGCGCAACUUGAGAACGAACUUUCGACUCGUUCUAUGCGUGACGAGCUAACUGCUGCUCGUCGAGACAUCGCUGAGCUGCUUGAACAGGUCGCUUCGCUAGUCGACCAGACUGGCUCGUUGAAACGGGACCCUUCGAGGGUGGUCUCGGCUCUCGACCGCGGAGGUAUUCUUCGCAUCUCGAAACGGGCUCAUACUGAUAGUACGGGUGGAGACGACCGACGUAAAACGUAG